Molecule: messenger RNA, 4200 nt
Organism: Pogoniulus pusillus (Red-fronted tinkerbird)
Lineage: Eukaryota; Metazoa; Chordata; Aves; Piciformes; Lybiidae
Gene: ALDH1A3
Product: aldehyde dehydrogenase 1 family member A3
Exons: 13
Coding region: 20-1570 (516 amino acids)
Biological process (GO): aldehyde metabolic process
Molecular function (GO): aldehyde dehydrogenase (NAD+) activity
Source: RefSeq, a predicted model, not a curated record
UGGGCUCGACGGCGCGGCCAUGGCCGCUGUCAACGGCGCCGUGGAGAACGGGCAGCCCGACAAGAAGGUGCCACUGCCGCCGCCGCAGCUGCCGCGGCCCCUGCGGAGCCUGGAGGUGAAGUACACCAAGAUAUUUAUUAACAAUGAAUGGCAUGACUCUACAAGUGGAAAGAAGUUUCCCACCUACAACCCUUCGACGCUGGAGAAAAUUUGUGAUAUUGAGGAAGGAGACAAGCCUGAUGUGGACAAUGCAGUGGAAGCAGCAAAGGCAGCAUUCCAGAGGGGAUCUCCGUGGAGACAGAUGGAUGCCCUGAGCAGAGGACGACUCCUGCACAAGCUGGCUGAUCUUCUGGAGCGCGACAGAGUCAUCCUGGCAACUCUGGAAACGAUGGACACAGGAAAACCUUUUCUGCAGGCUUAUUUUGUUGACCUGGAAGGCUGUAUAAAAACACUCCGGUACUAUGCUGGCUGGGCUGAUAAAAUUCAGGGCAGAACAAUCCCAGUGGAUGAAAAUUUUGUCUGUUUCACCAGGCAUGAACCCAUGGGUGUCUGUGGAGCCAUAACUCCAUGGAACUUCCCGUUGCUAAUGCUGGUUUGGAAGAUGGCACCGGCGCUGUGCUGUGGAAACACUUUGGUUGUCAAGCCAGCUGAACAGACUCCCCUCACGUCCCUGUACAUUGGCUCACUGAUAAAGGAGGUGGGUUUCCCUCCCGGUGUGGUGAACAUUGUGCCAGGCUAUGGCCCCACAGCUGGAGCUGCUAUUUCUACCCAUCACAGCAUUGAUAAAAUUGCUUUUACUGGAUCAACAAAGGUUGGAAAAUUGAUCAAGGAAGCUGCUUCUAAAAGCAACCUCAAAAGGGUGACAUUAGAGCUUGGAGGGAAAAACCCCUGCAUUGUGUGUGCAGAUGCAGACUUGGACUUGGCAGUGGAGUGUGCCCAUCAGGGUGUGUUCUUCAACCAAGGGCAGUGCUGCACGGCUGCCUCGCGAGUCUUCGUGGAGGAGCAGAUCUACCCAGAGUUUGUCAGGCGCAGCGUGGAGUACGCCAAGAAGCGACUCGUUGGAGACCCCUUUGAUGCCAGAACUGAACAAGGGCCCCAGAUUGACCAAAACCAGUUUGAUAAAAUCCUGGAGCUGAUAGAGAGUGGGAAGAAAGAAGGGGCUAAGCUGGAGUGUGGGGGUCUUGCCAUCGAAGACAGAGGCCUGUUUAUAAAGCCCACUGUGUUUUCAGAGGUCACUGACAACAUGCGCAUCGCCAAAGAAGAGAUUUUUGGGCCAGUUCAGCCAAUUAUGAAGUUCAAGAGUAUAGAGGAGGUCAUAAGAAGAGCCAACAGUACAGAGUAUGGCCUAACAGCUGCGGUGUUCACAAAGAAUCUGGACAGAGCAUUAACGCUCGCUUCGGCCCUGCAGUCAGGAACUGUCUGGAUCAACUGUUACAACGCGCUCUAUGCACAGGCUCCUUUUGGUGGCUUUAAAAUGUCAGGCAAUGGCAGAGAACUUGGUGAAUAUGCUUUGGCAGAAUAUACUGAAGUGAAAACAGUCACCAUUAAACUCUCCCAGAAGAGUUCAUGAAACCAGAAGGCCUAAAAUGCUGACACUCUGAAUGUGACACACAGGGGAUGUGUUCAGAGCAAGGGGGAGGGGAAGGGUAGGAAGGAAAUGGGAACACCUGACUUUAUUCCUCUAGGAAUGCUGAAUCUACUGGACUCCAUUUUGUCAACUGGCUCUUAAAAAACUAAGUGACCCUGCUGGCAGCACUGCACACACUUGUACCGGACAAGUCCCUGGCUGUACAUCUGUCUGCACCUGUGACCAGUCACAGUGCAGGACACCUGCUUUCAAACUGUAUCCCUGAAGGACAUGGACAUUGACAGCAAGUUAGAGAGACUUGUGCCAUUGGCAUGGGCUGUUAAACACCUUCAGAGGCAUAUGGGCUUCACUUGGCAAAAGUGGACAUGAGUGGUAGGGUUAAUACAACUUGACUGAAGUUGGUGGAGUUUGUGUGAAGACUGCAGCUGGAGUUUGGAAUGGGAGUGCAAGCUUUCAUGGAAGGAACUGUGAAGAAAUGCUCUUUCAAAGAGCUAUCUUGGUCUCUAAAGGUACAGCCAUUCUCCAUACUGGUGAUAUUCUAGCCCUGAAUGAGAUCUGUGGGAGCUUCCUAUAGAGGAUUUCUUUGGGGCCAGUAUUUCACCCAACAGAGAUAGACUUUAAAGUGUCCUUGGAACCCAUUGUUUUGGUGUGUACACAUUACACAUGCUGCAAAUGCAAGUGACCAACUUGCUAACCCUUCUGGCUCCAAAUGAGUCACAACUCUAUCUCAAACCUUCACUAUGGCACUUUUUGCAAGAGGAUUUUGCACUGUACUUACCGUGAUGACACUAGUUGAACACUAAACAUGUAGCAUGGUUAGAUACCCCACAGAAAUCAUCCUACACCAGUCCUUCUGAUCUGGAGGAGGGAGUAGAAGAGCUGCAAGAAGCUGUCCUGCUCUCUCUUUCUCUAUAACAUUCAGACUGUGUGAACAUCUCUUCAUGUUUUUGAGCCAGAGCUAUUAUUACAAGUAAAACUUGUAAGCUCUUCUCACUGCUUCUUUAUCCUGUAUGAAUGUAGCUUAAAGAAUUUUCUGGAAGUACAGUAUGAAAGGCCAGGUGUUCCCAUGCACACACAGACUGCUAAAGACGUGGGUGUACAAACCAGUUACCAUGGAAUAAGCUAUGGUUGGACUUUAAAUGUGCCAGCAGCUUUACAGUAGUUGUCCUUGUGAGGGCUGUCAUCUAGUGGCAAGCACAGAGUAGCAGCAGCUCAUUCUCUGAGGAACCAACUGCCUUGAAUUGUCUCUUGGUUACCGUUGGAUAAGCACCCAUGGUGUGGCUGUCACACCAAGUUCACGCCCCAGUAUGCCCUGCAGUAACUUCUUUGCAUGCCCAGACAUUACUGAGAUUAAGGACAAACCACAUUCUGUCUUCAGUUCCUGGGUUCACUACUUUCCCUCCUCCUCCUCUUGAUUCUUUACUGGAGAACCUGGAAAACCACUGCCGAACAUAUGGGAAGUUCCAUGUCUGCUGGAGCUGUAAGUAUGCAAGAGUUAGUGGUGUCAGCUUUGUAGGAAGUGGUAACUGACCUCGCUGGGACUGUCCUCUGAGAGCCAACCAUCCUUGUGGCAUAGCGACAGAUCUCCAUGGAGCACUGCUAAGAACUGCUGCCUGGAGUUUUCCAGAUGUCAGGGCUUGAAGCAGAAACGCAGGUCUAACCUCUAUUCUCUGAUGCAAGGCAAGGAUUUAACUUCCUUUGCUCAGAGAUAUACCCAGUCAGUAACAAGUUCUGUUGCUUGAGCGACCUUUUUUUGGAGGAGGAAGGAAGGUGGGUGGCGAGAAGUAAGGAAAAAGUUUGCAUGAGCUUAAACUUCCUGAUUUGUUACUGAACGUUGAAAUUGCACUUCAACACUGCUUAACUUCUUCAAUGACAUACCUCCAACAGCUGCCUACAUCUAGGUGCCUGUCCUCCUUGGGUAUGGGAGACAGGUGAAUCUCCCCAUCCAGUGAUGAAAAUGUCCUCCCUUCCCCACGAAAGGCCAAAUGGGAACCUUGUAAAUAAGUUUCUGUAUUUUCCUUAAACACUUAAGAGAGUGCAAACAUCUUCUCAGACAAACAUUUUACUCCUGCCUACUUGAGAGUGUUGGAGGGCUGCAGUCAGACAGGUAGGAGGCAAAGCAAAGAGUAAAGGCUGAUAUAUCUCUGUACUAAUGAUUUAUAAACAGUGGUUGAAAUUGAAAUCAUCUGAAAUUCUUAAAAUCCUACUAUUCUGGCUUUCCAUGUACGAUAUAUAUUUGACUUCUUUUAUUUUUCUCUCCCUUAUCAAGUCGUUUUUAAAAGUCAGUGUAUCUCUUACUGUAUAAAUCAGGGUUUGACUCUACACACUGAAUUCUCUAAGUUAUGUAACACUAGACACUAACUUCAAAACCACCCCUUAGAGGGUAUAUAUUCUUUCAUUGCACAGUAAGGCUUUCCUAUGAAAUACUACUUUUCUUUUUAAGAAAAAAACAAAAAGAACUAUAUUUAUAAAUUAGGAUACAGUUAAUCUAAUGUAUUUUUAUAGCUAAAGGUACAUGAAAAUGUUAUGUUUAAACCUCAUGUAUAUAUUUAGACUCUGGGUAUCUUUUUUGUAAUAGUUCUUGUUCCUAAUAAAUGUUUAACUUUGUGGAA